Molecule: messenger RNA, 678 nt
Organism: Sciurus carolinensis (gray squirrel)
Lineage: Eukaryota; Metazoa; Chordata; Mammalia; Rodentia; Sciuridae
Gene: Cisd3
Product: CDGSH iron sulfur domain 3
Exons: 4
Coding region: 103-456 (117 amino acids)
Cellular component (GO): intracellular membrane-bounded organelle
Molecular function (GO): 2 iron, 2 sulfur cluster binding
Source: RefSeq, a predicted model, not a curated record
GAGGCGGUGCUGGGCGGGCCGGGGCGGAGCGGAGAAGGAAGGUGACCCGGACGGGGCGGAGCCAACGCGGCCGGAGUGGCGUCCGCACGCCGCGUGUGGGCGAUGCUGGGACCCGGGGCACACCGCAUCUGGAGGCGGGACAUCUCUUCCUGGCUGGCCCGAUGGUUCCCCAAAACCCCAGCCAAGUCCGUGGUGGCCCUAAAGACACCUAUCAAGGUAGAUCUGGUGGCUGGGAAAACCUACAGAUGGUGUGUAUGUGGCCGCAGCAAGAAGCAGCCUUUCUGUGAUGGCUCCCACUUCUUUCAACACACUGGCUUAUCCCCACUCAAGUUCAAGGCCCAGAAGACCGGAACCGUGGCCCUCUGUACCUGCAAGGCCACCCAGAGGCCCCCAUACUGCGAUGGCACCCACAGGAGUGAGCAGGUGCAGAAGGCAGAAGUGGGCUCCCCACUCUGAGGGGGUGGCUGAUGCUCAGGUGGCCUUAGUUCCAGGAUUCUGACAGACACCCCUUUCGUGGGGUAAGAAACUGAGUGUUAAGUUCAAGAAGAAACCAUCCGGGACCCACAGCUGGCUUGUUUAAAAAUUGUUUCCUGCAACCCAAGGUCUCUAGUCAGGGGAGUUAGGAAGGGGACCCCUGGUUCAGUGUCUGCUGGUGAAGGUGGCAUUAAAGCAUGACCC